Messenger RNA from Nicrophorus vespilloides, 577 nucleotides. RefSeq lists its product as uncharacterized. The transcript has 2 exons. The record is from RefSeq and is a predicted model, not a curated record. NCBI's taxonomy places the organism in Eukaryota, Metazoa, Arthropoda, Insecta, Coleoptera, Silphidae. The coding region runs from base 16 to 450 and encodes 144 amino acids.
GUGGAACUUGUGAGAAUGUAUAAAAAGACGGUUGAAACAGUUCAAUUGGAUUCCAACGAUUUCGCGUUUAAAGGUCAGAAGAUACAAGGAUCUACAGACAUGUUCAAGUGCGCGUUUAUUUUGAUCUCGCUGGCUAUGCUGCACGCGAACUGCUUGGAAUACACCCUGGAGGAGUGCAAGUGCGGAGAGGGUUACAAAGCGGAGAAGAACGAAGGCGGAAAAGUGGAGUGUCUGGGAGUGAUGGUAGCACACGCCAAACCAUGCAACCUGCCGGAGGUGCCAAAGUGCGUCUGCUCCGAAGAGGUCUCGGCCAUCCUCACCGAUGCCGAAGGUAGCUGGUGCACCAACGGAAAGGGUGACUCUAAGAAGAAGUGGGCUUGCGAGAACAAGGCCGACUGGGACGAGUACAAGUUGAAGUACGACGAGUACGAGAAGACCUUGAAGUUGUAAGACUCAUUCUCUUCCUCCUCCUCCACCACCACCUCUACUAUUUUUAUAUUUUGACGUAAGAUUAUUUAUAAUAAACAACAUUCCAAACGACUCUUUUUUUGCACACUCAAACACAACCCAACAAUAG